GUUUAUUUAUCCCAAUUACCUAUUACUUUAAUUUCUAAUAAUAAUAAUAGUAUUCAGUGAUUGGCAAAGUUUAUGUAUCUAUUUAGUUCAAGUGUUAAAAUCACCCGCAGUCUUUGGGGCGGUUCUGUGUAAAUAAAUCGUGUUUUGUUGCGUAUUCGUUCGUGGAUGUGCAAUUUUGUGUAUUGUUUAACUGGUAUAUGUGGCACAAUAGAGCAGUACCAGGUGCUUCGCGAACCGACUAAAUUCGGCUCCGAUCAGCUGUCGCAAGAAACAUGUUUGUUGAAGACCUGAGAGGUGAUUUCUACCAGCGGCUGAUUGGAAAGCGUAUUCUAGUAAUCGUCAACUACGAUAUCGAUGCCAUCUGUACGAGUAAGAUCCUGCAGGCACUCUUCAAGUAUGAUAACAUGCUGUACUCGAUUGUGCCCAUCAUGGGGCUCAGCGGUGUGGUGCGGGCGUACAAUGAGCACAAAGAAGACGUGAAGCUGGUGCUGCUGAUUAACUGUGGCGGCUGCCUUGAUAUUGUGGAGGUCCUUCAGCCGGAGGAGGACAUCAUAUUCUACGUCUGUGAUUCGCAUCGGCCCUAUCACGUUUGCAACAUCUACAGUGAUUCGCAGGUUCGUAUUCUUGGCGAAAUGAAGCCGGAGGAAGGCAUUCCGGAGUUUGAUGCCAUUUUUCCGCAAUCUGAAGCGGAGGACGACGACGACAGCGAUGAAGAGGACGACGGGGAGAAUCGAGCACAAAAUCGAAUUGAAAGGCAUGAGCGACAGGCACUGAAGCGUCGACAAAAACGAGAGUGGGAGGAAAAACGAAAUAAAAUUAUGUUCGACUACACGCAGUUCAACUACUAUAGCAGUAGUUCCGCUUUGAUGAUAUUUGAACUAGCUUGGCAUCUUUCCAAGGACUCUAUUGAUCUGUUAUGGUGGGCUAUAGUUGGUUUAACUGAACAAUUGCUGCUGGGUAAGAUAGAAAGUUCCACGUACACGUUGGCUACAGAUCGAGUUCAGUCACACGUAUCUCGAUUGACGAAUAAAGCCAGUGACCAGACAAUUCAAACAUCGGUAAGGAUAAAUUUUGAAAACGAUCUCCAUUUGGCACUUUAUCGCCAUUGGAGUGUUCUAGAUUCUCUUAAGUACUCAAUUUAUCCGGCUUGCAAACUGAAACUAUGGACAUACAAGGGCGAGAAGGUGAUGCACGAGCUUUUAGUGGACAUGGGCCUGCCAUUAGUGCAAGCAAAACAAACUUUCAAUGCAAUGGAUCUAGAGCUGCGGAAAGAGUUCUACGAAAAAAUGGAAAAGUUCUCCGAAAAAUACAGAUUAACACAUAUAGUGUAUGGUUCAUUUAUCCUGCAAUAUGGCUAUCGAAACAAAUACUCUGCCGCCGAUUACGUCUAUUCUAUGUUAGCCACUUUGGAGUCCAUCAAAGCGGAUCGCACACCGGAAGCGUGCUUUCUACGGUCUAUGGAUGCCUUAUCACGGAAUAACAAAGAUAUAUUGGACGAAGGCAUUGAGAUGGGCAAAGUAUUGUUGUCGACAAUUUUCAAACAGGUUCAAAGCUCGCUGGAAAUGCACGCCGUAUAUUCCGCGGGACCGUUCCUUUACUUUAUUCUUCAGGAGGAAAUACCAUACUUUACCUGCCCGUACGGUCUGCUGAUGCUAGCGCGCUUUUUGCAGCGAGGUCAUGUCGCAAUCUCACGGAACAAACGGGCUCCUGAGCUGCCCAUGAUUGCGGUGGCUCCAAUCGAUUUAGCUCGUGGAUUCUCGCUGCUCGUUGGGACGCCUCCCGUGUGCGAGGACACUAAAAACUUUUUCGGAAAAGCCUUCGAACAAGCGGCAAUGAAAAGUGGAGCCACCAUAUCGCAGGACUUUUUCGAAACGUGCGUCAUUCAGAUUCGUCACUCGGACUGCACCAAGUUUAUGGACGCCCUAACUGUGCUGCUGGUCUAAGUAACUGGUUCGCUGGCUAAUUGUAUAUGUAAGCUAAACGUCGAAAAAUUUAGGAUAGUUUUACUAUUUCA
Messenger RNA from Sabethes cyaneus, 2014 nucleotides. It is a transcript of the gene Cdc45, whose product is annotated as cell division control protein 45 homolog. Gene Ontology annotation, molecular function: chromatin binding; DNA replication origin binding; single-stranded DNA binding. The transcript has 2 exons. The coding region runs from base 273 to 1943 and encodes 556 amino acids. Lineage: Eukaryota; Metazoa; Arthropoda; Insecta; Diptera; Culicidae. Gene Ontology annotation, cellular component: DNA replication preinitiation complex. The record is from RefSeq and is a predicted model, not a curated record. Gene Ontology annotation, biological process: DNA replication initiation; mitotic DNA replication preinitiation complex assembly; double-strand break repair via break-induced replication.